AAAAUGGGAGUUCAGUCUGAAAUUGAAGAUGAAGGAUUCCAAAACAUGAUUUUGAGAAAAGGGUGUCAAGAAUUAGGAUAUCCAGUGGAAACAAUCCCUACAAACGCGCCCUCGGAUCAUUAUUGUGGAUGGUGCAGCAUGGGUUGCAAAGAUGGGAAGAAAAAAGGAACAGCUGAGACAUGGCUAGUCGAUUUGGUGAAAUCGGGAAAUGGUGCAAUACUUCCUGAAUGUGAAGCAUUGGAAGUGAUCCAUGAAGAAAAGAAUGACAAUUCAGGAAAAAGAAAAGCUAUUGGAGUUGCUUUUGCAUUUCAAAAUAUUGAAGGGAUGAGAGAAAUUUGUAUGGUGAAAUCAAAAGUCACAAUAGUAGCUUGUGGUGCUCUUAGCACUCCUUCAUUGCUCAAGAGGAGUGGCUUAAAGAAUCCAAAUAUUGGCAGAAACUUACACCUACAUCCAGUCGUCAUCGCUUGGGGAUACUUUCCAGAUUCACCAUCAACAUCUAAUGAAAUAUGGCCAAAAGCAGAGAAGAAAAGUUAUGAAGGAGGGAUAAUGACAGCCAUGUCUAAAGUCGUGGCGAAUUUUGAAGGAUCAGGAUAUGGUGCAGUCAUACAGACACCAGGAUUGCACCCUGGAAUGUUUUCAGCACUAAUGCCAUGGGUUUCAGGACUAGAUUUCAAGAUGAGGAUGAGCAAAUAUUCAAGAACAGCGUAUAUCUUCGCGUUGGCAAGGGACAAGGGAUCAGGGGAAGCACUUUCACCAUAUUCAAUAUCUUACAAGUUGGAUCAAACUGACGAAGAAAAUCUAAAAGCAGGCCUAGAGAAGACACUAAGAAUCUUGGCAGCUGCUGGUGCAGAAGAGAUUGGAACUCAACAAGAAAAAGGGAGGAGUUUGAAGGUGAACGAAGCAAGUUUGAAGGAGUUUGAGAGGUUUGUGAAAGAAGAAAGUUCAAUAGAAAUUGGAAAACAUUCAGUUCCUAUAUGUUCAGCACAUCAAAUGGGAAGUUGUAGAAUGGGAGUUGAUCCAAAAACUUCAGUGGUUAAUUCUAAAGGAGAAACAUGGGAAGUAGAAGGUUUAUUUCUUGGUGAUUCAAGUGUGUGUCCAACAGCAAUUGGAGUGAAUCCAAUGGUCACAAUUCAGGCCAUUUCUUAUUGCACUGCACAAUCUGUGCUC
Molecule: messenger RNA, 1167 nt
Organism: Solanum tuberosum (potato)
Lineage: Eukaryota; Viridiplantae; Streptophyta; Magnoliopsida; Solanales; Solanaceae
Product: long-chain-alcohol oxidase FAO4A-like
Exons: 1
Molecular function (GO): oxidoreductase activity, acting on CH-OH group of donors; flavin adenine dinucleotide binding
Source: RefSeq, a predicted model, not a curated record